Cryptococcus wingfieldii CBS 7118 is the source of this 1944-nucleotide messenger RNA. RefSeq lists its product as hypothetical. The record is from RefSeq and is a predicted model, not a curated record. Lineage: Eukaryota; Fungi; Basidiomycota; Tremellomycetes; Tremellales; Cryptococcaceae. Bases 1 to 1944 code for a protein of 647 amino acids. The transcript has a single exon.
AUGGCAGCACACGACCCCGACUCGGGCCUCUUGACCCCUUCGCCGGCUAUCACCAUUCGCGGCAACCACCCUUCGCCGUCUCGUCCCAAACGCGGUGCUCUGAGCCCGCUGCAGACGCUCUCCCCGCUCGAGCCGCUCAAGGCGUCGCCGCCUGUGCGCGUGACAGACACUGCGGGCGCGGGGCCGAGGCGCGCUUCGUUGACGAGGAGUCUGAGCAGGAGGGAGAGUAUGGUCGAGAACGCUGCGGCGUGGAGGAGAGGCGAAGAAGUUGGGGGUGAUGGCAGGGGUCUGUUCUCCAGGUUGACGUUGGUGAAAGCGCCCGCUGCUGAAAAGAAGGAUGAGCGCAGGCAAGUCUUCUCCUCUCCAUUCCGCAAACCACCACUGACUCUUUGCAGACACACGCGAAGCAAAUCCGGCUCAUCCCUCAUGCCAUUCAACGCCUUUGCCUCCUACUCUGACGCCCCCGCCACCUCCGCCUCGGGCCCCCGCCGUUCCUUCGCCGCCUCCUCCUUCGGCGCUUCCCCCUCUGCCCACUCGGUCGGCCUCCCCAUGCCCGACGCCGUCAACAGAGGCUCCGCCCACCGCGUCCAAUCCUGCUCCGGCAACGGCCGCAACGUCCAAAAAGACAAGCUCUUUUCCCCUGAACAAGUCGUCGAGCUCGCGCGGUCGAUCAACUCGCCCAAAACGGCUUCAUCCCCUCUCCACCGCGCGAAAUCCGCGCGCUCCCUCCGCUCUUUCGGCUCUUUCGACGGAUCGCCCGAAACGCCACAGGCAGAGCUCGAGCCGGUAGAGUACAUGCAGAUGGAAGAAGACGUCCUCCUCCCAUUCAUCGACCGUCCCUCCGAAGUCGCAGACUUGAUCGCCCACCCCUCCAACACCAAACUAUUCGCCCUCCUCCGCGCUGCUUUCCCCAAAGAACCCGCCCGGCCCGAGUGGAAAUCCCUCAACCCCACCCAAUGGCGCUGGGACGAGUUCCUCCUGCACCUCACCCGCGUCCCUCGUUCCGAAGUGGACGACUAUGACUGGGUGUUCAAAGACCGCCAAGCCGUCAGAUCGCACAGCGUGGCGUUGUGGGAGAAACUCGGGACGUGUCUCGGGUGCGACGAAGCCCUCCUCAACGCCGGCUCGGAGGACGGUUCGCCCAACACCUGGGCUGGCCUCGGGCUCGACGACGAUGACGGCGAACAAGACGCCCCGGACGGACACGUCUGGAUCGAAGGUCUCGCCGCUGAAGACCAGACCGAACGCGCCCACGCCGAACGUCAGCUGCGCGAUGCGUUUGGCGGGAUCGUGGAGGAUGAAGGGGAAGUUGCUGCCGCGGGUAUGACGGCGCUUCUUGGGCCUAUCGGUGAAGGGGAUGGGGCGGAGAAGGGGGGAGAGUUGACGCCGGCGCAGAGGGCGGGGCAGAGGGAUAAGAUUGAUCCGAUGGGUAUGGGUACGGGUACGGGUUUGGGGUUGGGCGGGAUUACAGAGUCCCCCGUCGAGGCCACCUUUGGGCACGACGAGAGCGGCUCCGCAGCCCCUCGCCGAAGCCGUCCUUCCUUCGUCGGUCUACAAAUCUCCACUUUACCCUCUAACGGCCACUCUUUCCCCCGCUCCCCCUCUCUCACCACUACCUCCCUCUCCGCCUCCGCCCAAAACACCUCCCCUCCCUCUCCAUCUUUAUCUACAACAUCCCACCUCCCCCUCUACACCUACGACCGCGACCCCGGUAACCCGCUCUUCCCGUCCUCCUUCUCCAACCUCUCUCUCGCGCCCAACCUCGGCAGGCGCGCGAGCAGUACUGUCAACGGUAUCCACGGUGGGGCCGGGGGGAUGUUUGGGAAGGGAGCAGGGGGGGCGGUGCCGAUGAGGGAUGAUGUGGUUGGGGAGCUUAGGAGGAAGGGGUUCGGGUUUGGGGGGAGGAAAGCUAGUCAGGCGGGGUUGAGUGAGAGUGAGUCUUGA